Molecule: messenger RNA, 5212 nt
Organism: Epinephelus lanceolatus (giant grouper)
Lineage: Eukaryota; Metazoa; Chordata; Actinopteri; Perciformes; Serranidae
Gene: appl2
Product: adaptor protein, phosphotyrosine interaction, PH domain and leucine zipper containing 2
Biological process (GO): signaling
Cellular component (GO): endosome membrane; cytoplasm
Molecular function (GO): protein binding
Source: RefSeq, a predicted model, not a curated record
AGCGCAGAGGCUUCUGGGAAACCGAGUCCACGCUCUGAAUAAUUCAAGCUCCCAUACCCUCUCCUCCACCGCUAACAAGAUGCCGGCCGUACAUCACAAACUGCUCCUGGAGGACGCUUUGCAGGACAGUCCUCAGACUCGCUCCUUGCUCAGUGUGUUUGAGGAAGAUGCUGGGAUGCUUACAGACUACACUAACCAGCUGCUACAAUCGAUGCAGCGUGUGUUUGGAGCCCAGAGUGAGAUGGGGUUGGCCACAGAGCAGCUCUCACAGCAACUUCUGGAUUAUGAGAAGAAAAAUUUUGCCCUUGGAAAAGGUGAUGAAGAGGUAAUCACCACGCUGCAGAACUUUGCCAAAACUGUAGGGGAGCUGAACUCGCUCCACUCUGAGCUAGCCAACCAGAUGGCUGACAGCAUGGUGUUCCCCCUGAUCCAGUUCCGAGAGAAGGACCUUACAGAGAUAAGCACACUGAAGGAAAUAUAUGGCAUUGCAACAGAUGAGCAUGAGGCAGCUAUGGUCAAAUACAGCCGAUUGCCCAAGAAGAAGGAGAAUGAGAAGCUGAAGUCAGACUUGGUGAAGGAGGUCGCCUACACUAGAAGGAAGCAGCACCAGGCCUCACUGCAGUAUUACUGCGCCCUCAACGCCCUGCAGUAUCGCAAGAGAGUAGCGAUGCUCGAACCUAUGCUAGGCUACACACAGGCACAGAUCGGCUUCUUCAAGAAAGGCAUUGAGCUGGUGUCAAAGAAGAUGGACAACUUUCUCACCUCUGUGUCCAACAUGACUCAAAAUAUCCAGGCCCAGCUGGACACAGAGGCAGAGGCCAUGCGUGUGUCCCAGAGGGAGCUUCUGUCUGUGGAGGACACUGUCUAUAUGCCAGAUAAGGAUACUGAGCCUGUCAAUCGCACACUUAUCCAGAAGGCUGGCUUCCUCAACAUUAGAAAUAAAACAGGCCUAGUGACCACAGCCUGGGACCGACUGUACUUCUUCACCCAGGGAGGAAACCUCAUGUGCCAGCCGCGUGGGGCAGUGGCGGGGGGCAUGGUGCUGGACCUAGACAACAGUUCUGUCAUGGCUGUGGAGUGUGAGGACAGACGCUACUGCUUUCAGAUAACCUCUCCCACAGGCAAAACGUCAAUGAUUCUACAAGCCGAGAGCAAAAGGGAAUAUGAAGAAUGGAUUUGCACUGUGAACAACAUCUCCAGACAGAUCUACCUGACUGACAACCCAGAGGCUGUGGCCAUUCGACUGAACCAGACGGCCAUCCAGGCAGUGACCCCGAUCACCAGCUUUGAGAAGAGACCAGAGGGCUCGCCCAACCCUGACAGAGCGAAACCAGGAGGUGUAAAUGCUGCCAGUGGUGGUUCUCAGAAGUCAGGGGCUGCUACGGAGCCAGAAGACUUGAUAGCCCCUGGGACACCCAUUCAGUUCGACAUCAUGCUGCCAGCCUCCGAGUUUCAGGACCAGAACAGGGCUGGAGGGAGACGCACAAAUCCUUUUGGAGAAACAGACGACGACUGUUCAACAGAAAGUGACGACUCCCUCCUGCAGCAAGUAUUCGCUGUGCGCUUCCAGGGCUCAAUGGCGGUGCGCUGUGGCAACAAUCAGGAGGUCAUCUAAGAGGCCAUGAGGCAGGUGCUGGCUGCCCGAGCCAUCCACAACAUCUUCAGGACCACCGAAUCCCACCUCAUGGUCACCAGCAGUAGCCUCAGGUUGAUUGACCCUCAGACUCAAGUCACAAGAAUAAGCUUCCAACUCGGAGAAGUGUGUCAGUUUGCAGCCCACCAAGAGAACGGGAGGCUGAUGGGGUUCGUGGUCGAGGGCAGAGACUGGAGUGAUGGAGAUGAGGAGGGAGAGCCCUCAUUUAGCGCCUUCGUCUUUGAGAGCAACACAGAGGGCGAAAAGAUAUGUUACACCAUUAGUUUGGCGAAGGAGAUUGCAGAAGCCAAGAAGGACCCAGAGGCCCUGGCCCAGCUGAUGAAGAACAUGCCUCUCACCAAUGACGGUAAGUUCCUGCUGCUGGAGCCUGAGACGGGCGACACAACCAACGGAGCAGAAGACGACCUUGAGUCUGAAGCCUAGUCCCAGCUAGGACCAAAAGAAAAACAACCAAGACCAGGGCCACGGUCCAGCUUUUGCCCAGGAGAGAAGGCUUUCCCUGGAUAACAGUGACAUCAUGACCCGCUAGCCCUAACUCUGGUACUGUAACACCCAUAUUAGAGAGUGUAGUUCACUUCCACUUACCCUGUGUUACUAGAGUUUUUUGCUGUCAUGAAAGCAGAAGACGUUGGCAGGGGGUUGCCUGGACCCAAAAGCACAUCUCGUGGGUGCUCCAUUAGAUCUGCUUUUCUAAGGUCAGACUGUAGCAUGGGUCUUUGGAUUUGGAGUUGUUUUUACACCACUGUGGGUGGUACUUCCGUCAAAAGGGACACUAUAUAGAUAUUGAUUGUCAUUCAUUGUUUUCUAAUAUCCCCAGCCAUCUAACAGAAGGUGGUGACUCGUUUGCUUCAUUUUAGGUUUACAUAGUUUGGAGUCUGUCUGUUUUCCUUUACUUUGUUUUACAUGUUAACUUGUAUGUAAGGCUUUUAUGCAACUACUUUGGUGUUUUUUUUUCUUUAUUUGUGUACAAAAAAAAAGUUAUUGCACUUCCAAGGUUAAUAUUUACUUAAUAAUGCUUGAUGGCUACAGAAUGCACUAACUGAGGCAUUUGAAGGAUCCUAAACUUAAGAUAAUGAAGAACUUAAAAUAGGUAAAAAUCACAUUGGUUUCUUUUCUCUGCAGACGAGUGACUGUUGCGUUGCUUGUUGUUGUUACUGUGUGAGCAUGUGUGUCCUGAAGCAGUGGACACAGUUGGUGGAGCGAUUAGACUGAAUUUUUGUUCUCUCUGCACUCUUGCCACUAUCUAAAGCAUUCCCUGUAAACUGAAUCAAGUUUAGGAUGAUCUUUAUUAACAUGAUCUGUAUGCAAGGUCCUUCUCAAGCAGCCCAAAUAUUCUUAAGUAAAACUGGUACUUUGCUUUAGGUUUGUUGAAAGCCUGUGUAAAUACGAACUGUCUGAGUGUCUAUAUGAUGUUUAAUCAGAGUUGGCUGCAUUGAAGGCUUUCACUUUUAAAAGCUAGGACAGAUGCGGUGCAUGAUUAAAUAAUGGCAUUCUCUCUCAGUCCAUUCGCAGAGAUUAAAACCUCUAAAUUGAACACUGAGCUGUAAUACUAAAAAAAAUAAAACCACUGAAACGUUACAGUAACGCAUGUAGGCAGAACACAGUGGUGUAUUAUGUACUUUUUGAAAAGCAGCUCGCUCUUUGCUCACACACAUAAAUAUUAAACGGAACAAAACUGAAGGGAAGCGACUGAUCUGUGAAAUUCUGCCUUCUCUUUAGAUCCCAGUGCAGUUUUAUACCAUUUCAGCCUAUUUGAAAUGUAACGCUAAUCUCAAUGGACAGAGGAAGCCUGUGGUGCACUGUGUGAAUGUGACAUGUUUUGGUACUGUGUAAAACAGACGAGGUCAAAACCACUGACUUGACGUUGAUCGUGAAAGUAACAUUGUAUUGACCAGUGAGUGUCUGCUUGCUUUUUCUCCUCUGUAUCAUCAGAGCUCUUGGUAGAAUCACAUUAAACAAGAAUUAAGUGUGGAUAUUUGAGGACUGCCUGCUCUACUGGUGACUAGUUAUGAUUGUUUGAUUGACUUAUCAUCAUGAAGGAAAUCUUAAUAGCACAAUGUAGUGGCUGUAGAAUGACACCAACAGUGUUUAGAGCCUAUAAGGCCCACUGUGUCUGUCUGCCACCGGGUACGAAAAUAAAGGCUUGCUUUACGCAACCAAAACAGAAGGAGGAUAGCGCUUCUGUCUUUCCCUGUAGCUUUCCCCAUGUACGAAAGAAUAUCAAUUAAAGUUCUUUGUAGGUACUAUCCCUGGUAGCAGAAAUGGCAGACAAAGUAACUGAAAAACAAAAUGUGUCCUGUGUUGUUGGUAGCUGAUAGGCUCUGAGAUAAAUAGAGAGCAUUCUAGUUGUUUUUGUGACAGCAGCGCCACAAUACUACCACUAAGGAUAAAGCUGAAAAAUUGUCUAUCUACACUUAAAAUAUGAAGCUACAGCACAGCACAGAUAGUGGGAACAGCUAGCCUGGCUCUGUCAAAUGGUACCAAAAUCUUUCUAACUAUCUAAUUAUCACAAAUGAAUACCUAAUAUAUCAUUAGUUUUAUCCUUGUAAAAACAUAAAGGUAACAUUUGAUAGAUGGUUUUGUGCUGGACUGUUUCUUGGCUGUAGCCAGUAACUUCUUGGAGUCUCUACUGGUUGCCUGGCAACCGGUCAGGGCCAAGAAAUACUCCAGCACAUAACUCCCUCAGAAAAUGUUUUUACGUUUCAGUUUUUGUGCAUUUUUUUAAACAAAUAAACAAAUAUUAUUUAAUAAGCUUUAAAAGUGCUGGUAGCUGGACUUCGUCACUAAUUGACAGUUUCCUUUCUACUGUGAUUGUGCUAAGCUAACUGACAGCUGGUUGUAGCCUUACAUGUAACGGACAAAUACAAGAGCUCUAUCCAUCUCCUCUAACUCUCCUCCAGAAAGCGAAUGUGUAUUUUCCUAAAUGUCAAAUGUUUGCUUGAAGUCGUAACGAUGAACCAUUUCUUUCUGUUUCCUGAUGUAAAUGCAUAUCGACAGCUAUUUUGAUGCUAUAAAGAAAAUGUCCAUCCACGAGACUUGUACCCUCCGUCCUCAGGUGUUGGUUGAGAAGCUUCAAUCACACCAUUAAUAAAACUACAGCAAUGCAUAUAAAGCAGGCUUAGAGCAUCAGUCUACAGAAGUCUGAGAUCUUUUUCUGUUUGAUGACCGACAUGAGCUGCUGCCUGUGUUCCUUUGAUUGAUGGCUCAGCUGGUGAGGAGUUUCUCUGACUUCACCUUCCACUCAAGAAACCAAAUCCUCUUAUUGUGGCGUGCUGCAGCCCAUUACACCUCCUACAGCUGUGCUGCAUAGUCUUGAUAUAUUUUUGCUUUGCCAGUUAAUGCACAGUCAGGAAAAAUCUGGGUCCUCAUUGUGAGGAAAAUAAAUUCCAGUAAUAUAGCAAGGGCUGCAUUUUCUCCCCUCUCUCUGUCUUUUUGUAAAUGGCUGAAGUUGACAGAAUCCAUUACCCAUAAGGCUUUGCACUUAAUUUGUCCUAGUUUUCUAAAAACCAAUGCUAACAUGCAAACUUUAAUAAAUGUAAGUAUUUUUUUCUUACUCAA